Messenger RNA from Maniola jurtina (meadow brown), 2802 nucleotides. RefSeq names its product retinal rod rhodopsin-sensitive cGMP 3',5'-cyclic phosphodiesterase subunit delta (gene PrBP). Gene Ontology annotation, cellular component: cytoplasm. The coding region runs from base 329 to 802 and encodes 157 amino acids. Gene Ontology annotation, biological process: sensory perception of light stimulus. The record is from RefSeq and is a predicted model, not a curated record. NCBI's taxonomy places the organism in Eukaryota, Metazoa, Arthropoda, Insecta, Lepidoptera, Nymphalidae. The transcript has 5 exons.
UGAUUUUGAUGUUGACGUUUGUGGUUGACGUUGGUUUGUUUGGAUUUCUUUGUGAAAAUUGAAAAUUCUAAUUCGCUUUAGAUUAGGUACCUUAAACUUACCUCCAUUCUGCAGUGUAUUGUGAGAAAUAAAUUGUGCUAACCUGAAGCAGUCUGAAUCUUGACUUUAUAACCACUCAUUUAUAUAAAAUAGAGUUCCAUUCCAUACAUUCUAAGUAAGCCUCACGACUUCAUGAGCUAUUUCUGAGAUUCUGCGUUUUUAGGUUUUCUGCAUUUUAUUACUGUAGUUAUCCCUCCCACCUCCUGUUGUUCUACAGAUUUUGGAGAACAUGACGGAACUUAUGCCAGCUGACGAGCCUGAACAAGAUCGUAUUAAAGCAAUCCUCAAUGGAUUUCAAAUCAAUCACAUGAAUUUGCGGGAUGUAGAUACAGGCAAAAUUCUCUGGCAACACAAUGAAGACAUGUCAAACCCAGAUGUGGAGCAUGAGGCGAGGGUGCCAAAACGCAUACUCAAGUGUCGUGUUGUAUCCCGUGAAAUGAACUUCAGCUCCAUAGAGUCUAUGGAUAAAUUUCGAUUGGAACAGAAAGUACUAUUCAAGGGAAGGUGCUUGGAAGAAUGGUUCUUCGAGUUUGGCUACGUUAUUCCUAAUUCCUCCAACACGUGGCAAUCUAUUAUAGAGUCUGCACCUGAGUCACAGAUGAUGCCUGCUAAUGUACUAAAUGGAAAUGUGGUGAUUGAAACAAAGUUCUUCGACGGAGAUCUGCUGAUAACGACAUCGCGUGUCAGAUUAUUUUACGUUUAACUUUGAAGCCACCUUGUGUACUGAGAGCAUUUAUUUUGUUUAGAUCAAUGAUUUUUAUUUCAAUUUGUACAUGCAUUUAGAUCGAAUCUAUUUUUUUCUAUAAUUUAUUUUGACAGAUAAAAUAUGUACGAGUAUGCCCCAUACACAUGGACGCUUUCUAACGCGCUUUAAAAAGCGUUAAAGAAGUGGGAUAACCAUUGAUAUAGAAUUAGUAGGUAGAUGACAAAUGACGAGCAAACUGUCAUUGCUCAAGUGGCCAGGUUUGCACACAUAUGUACACAUUAUCACUUCAGCUUAAUAUAAACCUUGAAACUUUAACAUAAAGUUUAAUAAUGACCGAAUGCUAAUUUGAAAUAAGGUCCAACUAUUAUUUUUGCUUUUAUUUUUCGGGCCGCUUUUAAAACACUUAUUACAAAUCCUGUAGAUACUUAUAUUGCUGGGGUUAACAGUGCAACAUGUCAAAACUUUUCUAACCUGACGUUUUUAUCUGUAGUCUUGGGUUGUCUAUGAUUUAAGGCUGUUUCCUCGUAAGGCGAACAGUGGGUGGUGGGUGGUUGACUGUCCGCUGGCUGACUCUGAGCGUAUCGGACGCUAAUUCAAUGUCGAGUUAGCGGCGUUCUGGCUAACUCUUAUGAGUAAUUUAUUCAUAUCAUUUUUAGCGUAUGUUUUAGUUUAAUAAAUUCCGGUUUAUUAAAAAAUGAAAUAAUGUAGAGUAAUUUAUAUGUAAUAACUGGAAUUGUUUUCUAGUCAAUGUAAUUGGAACACUCGUGAGAGAAUAAAAGAUACGUGGAAAAGGGUUCAUUUUACAUAAAAUCUAAAUAUUGUAAUGAGUGUAUCUUUAGCGUUAAAUACGCUAUGAAAAGAUCAAGUCUAAAAAUAAAUUCAUAAAUUAAAAAGUCAUACUCGACAACCAUUAUGGCCAGUUUACGUUAUUCCGGUGGCUGGAUCCAGUUAGUUGUAAAUUUUUAAAACAUUUCCUUCAAGUGUAUGUAAAACACUUUAGAAAAAUUAUAGACUCAAUCACACUAGUGCUGCAUUUAUUGAUGGGGUUGUCUACUUUAUCCCUAGCGUUUGUACCCCAAUCGGGUUUUAAACACCGGCACUUAGAAGUAUGACGUUUCGGACAGCACUUGAAUUGCAUUGUAUAAGAUGCGCUGGACUCAUGUAAACUGCCAGUUAGUAAAUUCAAUUGCAUACUGAAUUCAGUACACUGCCUGUAAAGGGUAUCAAAACGAUGGUCACAAUAGACAGUAACUACAGUAUCUUCUAGAUUACAAAUGGCGCUGUAAUAAUGUAAACAAGCUUUUCAAAAAUUAAAAACUUUGUGUCAGUAUAAUGUGAACCCUUCUUCACUUACCCUUUAUUAAUUAAGUACAUAUGGUAACAAUGUACAUUUUAAAAUAAGGUAGGGUAUAGCAUGAUUUUGUCUCUAAUAAUAUAUUUAAAUUCAAUAUAAUAAUUAUUUCAAUAAAAGUACUUAUAUUAAGUAAAAAUAGAUUUUCCCGAAUAAAAUCACUUCGAUUAUUAUGUCAUAUUCUGGAAUUGUUCUGGGAGAGAAUAAUAAUGAUGAGGGAAUCGUGGCUAAUUUUUCUUAAAAAUCUUAAAAAUCUUUUAGGGUUCCGUAAGUUCGCAUGAAAAAAGCAACUCUUAUGAGAUGACUAGGGGUCUGACUGUCCGUCUGUCACAUCCAAUUUCCUAUGAUUCAAAACUGACCCUAUCUCCGAAAUAACAGCCUAAAAUUUUGUAAAAUACAGAAAAUAAUAGUGUUUUACUCAUAGAUUACAGUAAAAUCUAUAAGAAGUCUACAUGGUCUUAAGUUUAUGUACUACAAAAUUAAAUGAUUUAAAUAUAAUAAUAAGUUAUUGAUUCUCUUUCGGCUAAGAAAUUUGAUCUACCGUAAUUAUUAUUACAAGAAUAUCCGUCCUGUCUAUGUAAUCGUAUUUCGUAGUAAAAAUCCCUUUAGGCUAUCUUAAAAUAAAAAUUAGUUACCUAACACAUUA